This is a messenger RNA of Belonocnema kinseyi, 4129 nucleotides long. It is a transcript of the gene SWIP, whose product is annotated as WASH complex subunit 4. The record is from RefSeq and is a predicted model, not a curated record. NCBI's taxonomy places the organism in Eukaryota, Metazoa, Arthropoda, Insecta, Hymenoptera, Cynipidae. Gene Ontology annotation, cellular component: endosome; WASH complex. Bases 303 to 3560 code for a protein of 1085 amino acids. The transcript is spliced from 3 exons. Gene Ontology annotation, biological process: endosomal transport; endosome organization.
GGAUGGCAGGAAUUUAGAAUACAGAAACGUCAAAAACCUUUCAAAUCAACUAUCCAAAACAUUUAUUCCAAUACCCCUUCAAUUUAUCACUUCUUACGAAAAAAUGCUGGAAACACAAUGAAUAAGUAGCAAGUGCAGCAGUAAACUAGCCAUUCUUCAGAGAAAAAUCUAACCUAUAAAAUGUGUGUGAAGACAAUAUCGGAUAAUGUAGUUAAGAUCGUUAAGAUCCUAAAUUCUGAAUGAUAAUUCUAGAUCAGUAGAUUUCAGUACGUUUAACGUCAACUAAAAAAUAAAUUUAAAAAAUGAUGGAAUCUCCAGCUUGGAACCCUAGAAGAGAUGAAUCAGUGCAUAAAGCAGCUGGAUCAGCCCAGCUUGCGAAAUAUGGCCAGUUUUUCGAAGACUUGGCAGAAACUUCAUGGAAGGAUUUGUCUUCUCUGGAAUAUGUGAUUGAAGGACCCAUCAGGGUUGUUUAUAGGCCAGUUGAGCACAUCAGUAUUUUAUCUUUGGUUGAAACGGAGAACCAGACAUUUUCUAAAAUUCUAGCAGCAAUUGCCGGAACGUGUAGAGAAAUUAGAUUGCUUAAAGCAGAAGCUGUGACUUUUCAUGCAAAGCUUUUUGCUCAAGGGGAAAGAAAUUCUGAGCAAAAGAAUGGCAUUGGAAGUCUUGUUUCGGAUUUGCAAGAUCUUUCUACUUAUGCAAAUAGAGUUUCGACUGUGAUUCAUUUAACGGUUCAACAACUAGCAAGUUUGGCUGAAAAUCCUUACGAAAUUUAUCUUCCACUCUUGAUGGAACACUUGUUGGACUUGUUCCUUAUUUUGAUAACCCUGGACGAAAUAAUCGACACGCAGCCUUCUAUUCUCUCUGAAUGGAAAAAGUAUCGAAUUCAAAUGCGUUCAGUUGCUCACAAUACAACACAAUUUCCAGUUCCAGAAUUUAGACUUCAGAUUUUCGAAAACUUGCUCAAAGAUUUACAUCAUCAACUCUUAUUAAAAACUUUAUUCCUAAAAGCAAUGGAUCGGGCAAUGGACAUCAAUAAGAAUUCAGUUAUGUCUGAUAAUUUUAUGUCCUACUUAAGAAAUACACUUGCAGAUAUCGAGAACAAGAACAGUGAGAAUUAUCCCUUUGAUAAAAAUUGGGCUAGGCUCAAUGUCGGUAUUGUUGUUGCUUCAAAACUGUUCGGCGCCAAUGACAGGAAAUUAAUCAAGAGGAUUCAUGAAGUGAAUAAAAAAUUCUAUGCCCUCACUCUAGCUGGAAACGUUGUUUGGAUUCCUAAUAAACUUCUAGAGGAUUGUUUACCUAAGGAUGUUGUGAGCUCAAUAGGAUCUCAAGUAGGAGAAAAGAUUCUUACAAUGAGAACUCAAAAAUUACAGGCGGUAGCAAAUUCUCUUAUUCACAGAGCCAUGCUGUGGAGCAUCGAAGUUCAGAGUGCCCUCUUCAAAAGCGGAUUUCAAGUUUUACAGAUCGAAAGGCAGUGCUUCCUGCUCAGCGAAGUUUUAACUAUUAUGGGACUCAUUAAGGAAAAUGUCCUUUUUGUUACGAAUUUGCAUGCAGCAUUAUCGAAACCAAUGACCCGCAACUCGGUUCAAUUAAUUUGCAGGCUCAUCGAGGUGCAAAAGUGUCUUGAAACUACAUUUCAUACCUUGGGUCCAGUGAUAGUUCAGUCCCAAUGUAAAGUUCUCCAGCAAGUGAGCUACCACGUUCUCCGAAUCCUGGACUCGAUUCGAAAGGGUUUAACCCAAAAAGACAAAGGCUACAGAAGAGAAAGACUAGACGCUCUGUCCUUAAUUGGAUUAAGUAUGCGACUAAUGGGAGGGCCGGCUACUGCAGAUCGUCGCUUAAUAGUCCGCUGUGCCCUCGUCUGCGCGUUUCAACUAUCCGAGAGUUUCAAGGAAGAGGAGGUUGCCAAGCUAAGACUCAAUUUAGACAACUACGACAGCAUCGCCGAACUCUACGACCGGGUUUCCGAAGUCUGCGAUUAUUCGGUGUUGCUCCACCACAGGAGUAUGGUCUCCGCAUAUUUCUCCUCGGUUCUUGACAGUAAUUUAAACAUUAGUCAUAUUGUUCAUCUCCUCGAUGCUUUCAACACCGCUCUCAGUCGACAGGAAGAAUCCGAAUUGAUAGAGUCCAAAAUAUCCGAGCAGAGGCAGUUGCUUAUGAAAAACAUUCUGGAGCCAGCCUGCAGUCGAGAAAUCGAAAUGCACUUGAGACUUCAUGUUCAAACUCACUUUAAACCCGAUUCUACAAAUCCUUUCAAAAUCGGAGCGAAGAACAGUAGCAGGAUCGUCAGGUCUUCUCCUCUCCCUAUUAACGACAACCUGAUUUGUGUAAAGAGGUUUAUCGAAAAUUAUCUAGAUGACAUGUUUUAUAAUCUAACUACAGUUGCUCUUCAUGAUUGGAAAACGUACGGAACUAUGCAUGCCUUGGCUAAAUAUAAAUUGGGUCUCGAUACUGUGAGGAAUCAUCUGCCAACUCAAACCCUCGAACAGGGCCUUGACGCCUUGGAAAUAAUGAGAAAUAUUCAUGUUUUUGUAUCCAAGUAUCUUUAUAAUUUGCAUACUCAGACGUUUAUCGAACAUACGAGUACUAGCAAGCACUUGAAUACUAUCGGUAUUAGACAUAUAGCCAAUUCAAUUCGAACUCAUGGAAAUGGGAUAAUGAGCACGACUGUGAAUUUCGUCUACCAGUUUUUAAGGAUAAAACUCAACACCUUUUCUCAGUUCUUAUUCGACGAACAUAUUAAAUCAAGACUGAUGAGAGACAUCAGAUUCAUUAAGUCUCAGAGAGAAAGUGGAGGAUCCCCCUACACUUAUGAAAGAGCUGAAAAAUUUCAAAAGGGAAUCAGAAAGCUGGGGAUGACAGCCGAUGGUUUGAGCUACCUGGACCAAUUUCGUCAGCUAAUUACCCACAUUGGAAAUGCUCUCGGAUACGUUCGGCUGAUUAGAUCCGGAGGCCUUCAUGCUUGCUCAAAUGCGAUUUCCUUCUUACCGAAUAUAAAUUCUAAAACACCUUUCGAGGCGAUUUGCAAGGAGUUUAACUAUUCGACGACGACCCAAGCAGCUGCCAGGAGGCUUGAAGAUGAUAUUGUGAAUUUAGUUACAAAUUUCACAGAAGGGAUUCAGUACUUCAAACUUCUCGUAGAUGUUUUUUCUUCUGCCUUCAGAGACGUCAAAUCGUAUCACUUGCAGCAAUUUUAUGCCAUUGUUCCUCCUUUGACACUGAGUUUUGUAGAUAAUGCUGUUUCAAAUAAAGAGAAGCUCUUCAAGAAAGACAAGACUGGAGCCGCUUUUACUGAUGAUGGAUUUGCGAUGGGUAUUGCAUACAUAAAUGCGUUAUUGGACCAGAGUAAUGAAUUGGAUGGACUCCAGUGGUUCGAGACUGUAAAUCAACAUAUAAAGGGUGAAAAGACUCUUGCGGAAAGUAAGGCAGAUCACGAGGAUGAAAAACUACAGCAAACCAGGGCUUUGUCUUUGAAACGAUUAGCUGAAAGAAACGCCGAGUAUCAACUGCUUUAUUAUAGCCUUUCAGGAGCUAGGGUAUUUUUCAAACAGUCUGAUUCAUAGUUUGCUUUUUUAUAAUUUGCGAUAAUGUGGGGAAAAUAAUUCCGCGUUGCAGUAUCUUGUGCAGAAUUCGUGAAAGAAUUAGAAUCAAUCAAAACUUUUAAAUUUGAUCCCCAUAAGUGACAAAUUUGAAUUUUACGUUAGGGUUGAAAGGGGUAAGUGUGAUAACGGGGUUAGUAUGAUUAAGAGAAAAAUUGCAAUAAAAAACAAAUCAGUUAUUAACAUGUUUUGUUACAAAAUAAAGGUUAUAUCUCUUAUCAUUUGUAAAAAAAGGUGAUUGGCCGUAUUUAUUGCAAUAAUAGAUUAUUUAAACAAUGAUUGAGAUGCUUUUGGAAAACUCUAGUUUUUAAUCAUGUCAUCUGAUCUUUUGUUUUUAAUUGUUUCUUCAUAAAGGACCUCUUGUUGAAUUUUGUUAAGAAAGAAGGAAGAUGUUGUAUUGCCUUUAAAUAUACGUUAUUUUAUACGAAAUUUAAUAUUUUUAUUAUUUUUACUGAUAAUGGAUGACAGGGUAAUUAAAAAUCAGACUCAGGGCAAGUGUGACGUAUGUAUUUGUUUUUUCAUGGUAAAAUAUG